Messenger RNA from Candidozyma duobushaemuli, 1689 nucleotides. RefSeq names its product Npl4p (gene NPL4). Gene Ontology annotation, molecular function: ubiquitin protein ligase binding; ubiquitin binding. Lineage: Eukaryota; Fungi; Ascomycota; Pichiomycetes; Serinales; Metschnikowiaceae. Gene Ontology annotation, cellular component: nucleus. The record is from RefSeq and is a predicted model, not a curated record. Gene Ontology annotation, biological process: ubiquitin-dependent protein catabolic process. The coding region runs from base 1 to 1689 and encodes 562 amino acids. The transcript has a single exon.
AUGAUCAUUCGAUUCAGAUCCAAAAAUGGUAUGCUUAGGGUCAAGACCGAGCCCUCGGACCAAUUUCUGACUCCUUUGAUGGAGGUGGUUUCCAAAUGGGCCAUCCCUGACCCAAAGCUGAUGUUCAUAAGCGACAAGCCAAACGAUAAAGGGACCUCGGUCGCUGAGCUCGCCGAGAAGUCACUUGGUGAACUUGGCCUUAAGAAUGGUGAUAUGCUUUUUGUGACUUAUGACUCUGGUGAGCAGGAGAAAUCUGCGUCAAUAGUACCAGGUCGCCACCAGACGAUACCUGUGAGAGAUAUCACACCAGCACCUAAGGAAUCCGUUAAGCAGCACCCAGUCGAUGAUCUUCUUGACUCACAGGAUGGGUUAAUCAAGAGACCAAAGUCAAGUUUCUGUAAGCAUGGCGACAAGGGUAUGUGUGAAUACUGUUCUCCAUUACCGCCAUGGGACAAGAACUAUCUUAAAGAGCAAGGCAUCAAACACAAAUCGUUCCACGCAUAUUUGAAGGAAAUGAACGAACAACAGAAUAACAAGAGCAAGGCCUCGUCUUAUAUUUCUCCCUUGCAGGAUCUAAACUACGCCAUCAACUUGCAUUGUCCAGGGGGCCACGCCCCAUACCCAGGAGGAAUUUGUUCCAAAUGUCAACCUGCCCCAAUCACUCUUCAACAGCAACCGUUCCGUAUGGUGGAUCAUGUGGAGUUUUCCGAUUUUUCUCUACUCAAUAAUUUCAUCGAUGUGUGGAGACAAUCAGGUGUCCAGAGAUAUGGCGUGCUCUAUGGUAGGUACGAAGCAUUUGAAAAAGUUCCAUUGGGCAUAAAAGCAGUUGUUGAAGCAAUUUAUGAGCCACCUCAGCUGGGCGAGUUUGAUGGAAUUACAUUGCUCGAUUGGCCAAACGAACAGGAUGUGGAUUCCACCGCUCAAGCCUUGGGCCUUCAAAAAGUCGGUGUUGUGUUUACUGACUUGACAGAUUCCGGUCGUAGAGAUGGAACUGUUUUAUGCAAACGUCAUAAAGAGUCCUACUUUUUGUCAUGCCUCGAAGUUCUCAUGGCAGCAAAAAAUCAAAUCGCUCACCCAAACUACAGCAAAUUUUCAGAAACUCGGGAUUUCUCCUCCAAAUUCGUCACAUGCGUUAUCACAGGUAAUCAGAAAGGAGAAAUUGAGCCUCACUCGUAUCAGGUUUCUAGAAGCGCUGAGGGACUCGUGAAAGCAGACAUCAUAUCUGCCUCUACUCAUCCAAACAUGCUUUGCAUAAACAAGACACAGGGGUCAAGAUACGUGCCGGACGUGUUCUACUCUAAAAUCAAUGAGUACGGUUUGGAGGUGAAAGAAAACGCAAAGCCGGCUUUCCCUGUUGAAUUUUUAUUGGUGACAUUGCUGGAUUCGUUUCCCUUGGAUCCAAAGCCGAUGUUCAGACUUGACUUCGUUGUUGAAAAUAGGGACUUCCUCGGCGAGCUUCAAGAUUUGAAAGCCGUCCAGAGGCAAAUUCAGCUGGGAGGCGGCGAUGGAAGCCUGCUCAUUGAUUUCCAUUUUUUGGUCUACUUGCGCAAGAUGGGAAUCCUUAGUAAUGAUGAGCUUGAUUGUCUCUACCGCUACGCAAAGGAUAAGAAAGAUGAAGACUAUUUACAAUUGAUCGAGUCUGGUGGGUGGAUGACUUUGUUGACGGUGUUGGAGCAGAGCACUCACUGA